Molecule: messenger RNA, 2760 nt
Organism: Perkinsus marinus ATCC 50983
Lineage: Eukaryota; Perkinsozoa; Perkinsida; Perkinsidae
Product: cytochrome p450, putative
Exons: 17
Coding region: 1-2760 (919 amino acids)
Molecular function (GO): heme binding; oxidoreductase activity, acting on paired donors, with incorporation or reduction of molecular oxygen; monooxygenase activity
Source: RefSeq, a predicted model, not a curated record
AUGGACUCUGCCCUCCGUGGUGUGCAGGACCUCGUGGUGAAGUGCCGAUCGCUCUUCCGGUCGCACGGCAGUCUGAUCAUCGUCGCUGGUGUGGUCUCAUUAAUCGUCUUGAAGGCUCGCAAGCUCAUGAAGCGUACCAGGGUGGAUCUCCAUGCACUCUUUGGUGGACCAAAUCAUUUUAUGCCUUUUCUGGGCUUCAUCCCGAAGUCAUUGGAUCACCUCUUCCACGCACUAGAGAUCUAUGCUGAUACAUAUGGUGAUGUCUACCAUAUCAAAGUAAUCGGCAUGGACAUGUUGGCUAUAUCAAAUCCGGAUUUGGUUCGACAAGUUCUGAACGCACGACCAAAGACCUUCGUUAAACCCUUCAACAAGCAAAGGAUAAUACCUGUCGAGGGCAUGUUUACUACAGAAGGUGAAGUGUGGAAGCGGAACAGACGAUUGGGUGCGCCGGCAUUCAACGACAAUAACUCAUCGGCUAUGAUUCCCGAUAUGUCCAAAGUUGCUUCAAGGCUGAUACGACAGCUAAAGUCCCUUGGUCAAGAUGGUGUCAUCGUAUGGCGCCCCACAAAAUGGCUAUCCCUCUGCACUUUGGAUAUUUUAUGUGUCACCGCUCUUGGAAAAGAUUAUAACUUCUUGAAUCCAGAUGGAGUGCCUCUCGGAAGACAGUCAGGAGAGCUUCAGCUGGCGAUGGAUGAAUUCCUCGUCGGCGUAGGGUAUGCAGCACAACGUAGUGCUAUAGCAUGGACGACACGAGAUAGGUUCCCGUGGAAUCUCAAUCCGAUGAUCAAGAAGAUGCACUCUGGGGCGAAGCAGCUGAGCAGAAUAUGUGAUGAGAUCAUCGGCAAACGGCGAGCGGAGCGGGACGCGGGAGAACGACAGGAAAGGCGUGACUUGCUCGACAAACUUCUGCAUCUCGAUGAGGUGGACCUGCGAGGGAAUCUCAUCACGUUCCUCAUUGCUGGUAGCGACACCACCGCCAUGACUGUCGCCUGGUGUCUCUACUAUCUGGCCCUAUAUCCUGGAAUACAGUACAAGGCCAGGGCCGAGGUGGAUGGCCUUGGGCAUGAUCCCAACACGACAGAAGACCUGGACAAACUGGUCUAUGCCAGUUGCUGUGUAUUCGAAACUCUCCGGUUGCAGCCUGCGGCCGUCGUACACCUCUCUGAGUGCAUCCACGACACGGAACUCGAUGGUCAUCCCAUUCCUUCUGGAACGAGUGUGAUGGCACUCCUCCGUAAGGCGAUGAUAGCGGAGGCUCAGGGCGGCAAAACAUUCGAUCCCGAGCGUUGGCUCCUUCCUGACGGCUCCUCGAUAGACCAGGCCCGUGUACGUGAUCAUCUAGCAUUUGGUGGAGGGCCUCGUCAAUGCCCUGGACAGAACAUGGCCAUCAAGGAGGCUGUGCUUCUUCCGGUCCUCGGCUUCAUCCCGAAGUCAGUGGAUCACCUCUACUACGCCUCGGAGAUCUAUGCUGAUACGUACGGUGGUGUAUACCACAUGAGAUUCGUCGGUGGAGACAUGAUUGUCGUAUCCGAUCCUGAGCUGAUUCGACAAGUUCUGAAUGCACGCCCGAAGACCUACAUAAAGCCCUUCAAUAAACACAAGAUUGUGCCGGUGGACGGUAUGUUUACUACAGAAGGGGAAGUGUGGAGGCGGAACAGACGAUUGGGUGCGCCGGCAUUCAACGACAUCAACUCAUCGGCUAUGAUUCCCGAUAUGUCCAAAGUUGCUUCAAGGCUGAUACGACAAUUGAAGUCCCUCAGUCAAGAUGGUGUCAUCGUAUGGCGCCCCACAGAAUGGCUUCCCCUCUGCACUUUGGAUAUUUUAUGUGUCACCACCCUCGGAGAGGAUUAUAAUUUCGUGAAUCCAGAUGGUGUGUCUCUCGGACAACAGUCCGGAGAGCUGCAGCUAGCGAUGGAAGAGCUAUUGCUGGGCUCGGGUUACGCUGCCCAACGUAGUGCUAUAGCAUGGACGACACGAGAUAGAUUCCCGUGGAAUCUCAAUCCGAUGAUUAGACAGAUGCACUCUGGGGCGAAGCAACUGAGAAGAAUAUGUGAUGAGAUCAUCGCCAAACGGCGAACGGAGCGAGACGCGGGAGAACGAGGGGAAAGACGCGACUUGCUCGACAAACUUCUGCAUCUCGACGAAGCCGACCUGCGAGGGAACCUUAUGACGUUCCUCAUUGCUGGCAGCGACACCACCGCUACGACUGUCGCCUGGUGUCUCUGCUAUCUGGCCCUAUACCCUGGAAUACAGGACAAGGCCAGGGCCGAGGUGGAUGGCCUUGGGCAUGAUCCCGAUACGAUAGAGGAUCUGGACGAGCUAGUCUAUAUCAAGUGUUGUAUACUCGAGGCCCUCAGGUUGGAGCCACCGGCUGUGCUCCUCCUUCAUGAGUGUCCCCACGACACGGAGCUUAACGGCCACCAGAUCCCUUCCGGGACAAAUGUGAUGACCCUCCUUCGCAAGGUUAUGAUUACGGAGUCUCAGGGCGGCAAAACCUUCAAUCCCGAGCGUUGGCUCCUCUCUGACGGCUCUUCAAUCGACCAAGCCCGUGAACGUGAUCAUCUAGCAUUCGGUGGAGGGCCUCGCCAAUGCCCUGGACAGAACAUGGCCAUCAAGGAGGCUGUGGUUAUCCUGGCUCUCAUCCUGAGGCAUUUCCAUUCCAUGACAUUGGCCUGUCCCACUGCUACUGUUCGUGGCGAAGCGAGAUUGUCAUACAAACCUCAGAGUCUCGAGCUGAAGAUGUGUCAACGACUUAGCUAG